Molecule: messenger RNA, 2725 nt
Organism: Hibiscus syriacus
Lineage: Eukaryota; Viridiplantae; Streptophyta; Magnoliopsida; Malvales; Malvaceae
Product: E3 ubiquitin-protein ligase WAV3-like
Exons: 2
Coding region: 125-2341 (738 amino acids)
Source: RefSeq, a predicted model, not a curated record
UUCAACCAGAAUGCUACCUCUGCCUCACAGCUUCUUCAUCUCCGGUUUCCCACCCUAAACACAAAAUCUUGAAACUGAAAACACAAAACCUUUCUUCUUCUUCUUCUUUUUUCCUUUUGUUAUCAUGGGGAGUACAUGGAGGAAAGCAAAGUUGGCUCUUGGCUUGAACAUGUGUUUGUAUGUACCACAUCAAAAGCUUGAAGAUUCAUCUCCAUCAUCAUCAACAUCAGCAUCAGCAUCCAUUAAGCAUCAUCGUGAUACUGCUAAUGUUCCUUCAAGGUUGUCUUCAGAUGCUGUCCCUCUCUCUCCUGUUUCUCCUUCAGGCGAAGACUGCCGCCGCCCCUCAACUCCCACACCUUCCUCUUCCGGUCUCCGGGUCUCAAAAUCCGCCCCUAAAUCUUCCAAGAGAACCUGUUCAAUAUGCCUGACAUCAAUGAAACUGGGUCAAGGCCAUGCCAUUUUCACAGCAGAAUGCUCCCAUUCUUUCCAUUUUCAGUGUAUAGCUUCUAACAUAAAACACGGAAAUCAAAUUUGUCCAGUUUGCAGAGCAAAAUGGAAGGAAAUCCCCUUCCAGAGCCCUGCUUCUGAACUUCCCAAUGAGAGAUCUAGAAUUAGUCCAUCAGAUUGGCCCCGGGAUGAUGCCUGGACCACUGCCGUACGACGCCUACCUUCCCCUCGGUUAGAUUCAACUAGGCGCAUUUCUUCACUGUUCCAUGCCUAUGAACCAGGAACCUUUGAUGAUGAUGAGGCCCUCGAUCAGCAGCAAGAGAAUCCUCAACAAAAUGUCAUUGACAAGGAUGCUUCCAAGAAUAAUUCUAUUGGAGCAAUAGAAGUUAAGACAUAUCCUGAAGUUUCAGCUGUUCCAAGAUCUAACAGUCGUUAUAAUUUUGCCAUAUUAAUCCAUCUCCGGGCUCCCAUUACAAGUGGAGGGCUAAACAGCAGAAACCAAAAUAUAUUUUCAACCACAGCCCAAAAUUCUCGUGCCCCGGUUGACCUUGUCACUGUUCUUGAUGUUAGUGGCAGCAUGGCCGGUACCAAGAUUGCAUUGCUAAAACGAGCUAUGGGGUUUGUAAUACAGCAUCUUGGGCCCUUUGAUCGGCUUUCCAUAAUUGUUUUCUCUUCUACCGCCCGUCGCCUCUUCCCUCUCCGCCGGAUGACGGAGGCUGGACGGCAGGAAGCGCUGCAGGCUGUUAACUCUCUUACUGCAAAUGGUGGGACAAAUGUUGCUGAAGGGCUUAGGAAAGGUGCAAAGUUGAUCGUAGACCGGAAGUGGAAGAACCCAGUUGGAAGCAUCAUAUUAUUAUCAGAUGGGCAGGAUACUUAUACUGUCCCAAGUCCUAGCGGAGCACAUUCCCGGACUGAUUAUAAAUCACUACUUCCGCUCUCAAUUCAGCGUAAUGGUGGGACAGGUCUGCGUAUCCCUGUGCACACCUUCGGGUUUGGUGCAGAUCAUGAUGCUGCCUCAAUGCAUUCAAUUUCCGAGAUGUCUGGGGGUACAUUUUCUUUCAUAGAAGCCGAGGGUGUGAUCCAAGAUGCUUUUGCUCAAUGCAUUGGAGGGCUUUUAAGUGUGGUAGUGCAGGAGACAUGUGUUAAACUUGAGUGUGCUCACCCAAAUGUGCUAAUUAAUUCGAUAAAGGCCGGGAAUUACCAAACCAGCGUGACGGCUGAUGCAAAAGAAGGUUCUAUUGAUGUAGGAGACUUGUAUGCUGAUGAAGAAAGAGAUUUUUUGGUGACAGUCAAUGUUCCAGUUGAUGAAUCCUGUGAUGAGACGUCAUUGCUCAAGAUUAAAUGUAGUUACAGAGACCCCAUAUCAAAAGAACUGGUGUCAUUGGAAGAAAACAAUGAAGUAAAAAUCCAGCGGGCAACAGUAGUAGAACAAACGGUAGUGUCAAGGGAGGUUGACAGGCAGCGAAAUCGGCUCCGUGCUGCAGAGGCUAUGGCUGAGGCGAGAGCCGCUGCCGAACGUGGUGAUCUAACUGGUGCAGUCUAUUUGCUUGAGAGUUGUUGCAGGGCUUUAUCAGAAACAAUUUCUGCACGGGCUGGUGACCGGUUAUGUGUUGCACUAUGUGCCGAGCUUAAGGAGAUGCAAGAAAGAAUGGCAAACCGUCACGUGUAUGAGUCAUCCGGAAGGGCUUACGUUUUGUCAGGUCUGAGCUCACAUUCCUGGCAGAGAGCAACUGCGCGAGGCGAUUCCACUGAUAGUACAAGCCUUGUCCAAGCUUACCAGACCCCUACCAUGACAGACAUGGUGACUCGUUCUCAAACCAUGUUCUUUGGGAACCCUCCACAACGAAAGCUUCGACAAGCUCAGUCAUUCCCAGCACGCCCACGGCCAAGGUAAUCAUUUGUAAAACGUUAAAAAAUUCUCCCAAACCUGCAUUCAUUUCCUGUAUCAGAAACCUUUUUGUGUUGUGAAAAUUUUGUGGCUUGGGGCAAGCACGGGGUAUAAACUGGAGUAAUAGAAACGAGACUGUCUUUUUGAAUGGUGGGUAUAUUUUCUUGUUCUGACGUGAAGUAAUAAAGAGAUGGGAUGAUUCAUGAAGGCGAGAAAAAGGGAGAAUCUGGGAGUUGAAUUGUCUACAUAUUUUGAUAAUGGAACAUUGUACAUAAGGAGCAAUGGUUUCCAUUCCCCCCUCCCCCCUUCAAAACAAGGUAUAGCCAUGUAAUUGUGAGAUACUUGGGGUGAAUUCUUCACUUAAAUAUAUGGUAUGGUAUAUCUGUUUUU